Messenger RNA from Fusarium musae, 2682 nucleotides. RefSeq lists its product as uncharacterized. Bases 1 to 2682 code for a protein of 893 amino acids. The transcript has 2 exons. The record is from RefSeq and is a predicted model, not a curated record. NCBI's taxonomy places the organism in Eukaryota, Fungi, Ascomycota, Sordariomycetes, Hypocreales, Nectriaceae. Gene Ontology annotation, cellular component: Sin3-type complex.
AUGGCUUUCAGAUUUCCAGAUCCUCGACUUCGAGUCGACGAUGAACUCUCGACAGGCACCACCGCCAAGGGGUCUGUCGCCCGUACAGCGACCACCUCCAACUCCAGCGCAACGCGAGAAAGUCCGCCAAACGGUAUCCCUCCGUUAGAAGUUUCCGCAUACAAUGAAGCUGCAGAUUCUCAACAUGUACCCUCGCCGAGGCGCAAAAAUCUUGUCUUUGCCGACCCUUUCGCCUUUCGGUAUCUCGAAGAAGGCAGCAAUGUUGUCGUUGUCGAGCGCCGAGGCAUUUUACACGGAUACGAAUCUUACCUAGUUGAACAAUGGGCGUGUUCUCGAAAACCACCAACACUCCUGAUCGUCACUUACACUGGAGACGAAAAACACUCGGUCGUUGUCGGUGUGCUCUCUGUUCCAAUAGACGAGAGUCUUUGGCCUCCAAGGCUACGCUUCUACUUUGAUCAACUCCAGGAUUCACAUGCGCGGCCCAAGGAGACUGAACUUGGAGAGCUUAUGGUUACUAAUCUGAGUAAUUUCCCUUCGGCCCUCACCGUUAUUAUGGUACCUGAGGGUGAUAUCCGAAAAUAUCGCUCCUCUUUCAUCGUCAAUGAGGAUUUGAAACGAUUAGGAUGUUCUGGGCGAUCAGGAAUGACUCUGUCAGAUCCAACUGAAGCAACGCAGCUCAAGUUCCUGCAGCUUUACAGGACGAGCGAUCGAGUACCUGUUCCGCAAGCUGUAGUCGAACUUAUCAAGCUUUGUCAAGUCACAUUAUACAUGUUUGACAAGCUGGGGCACCAGUACAUUGAUGGGCUGCUUUGCGACAAAACAGAAAUGGCUAUCAACAACUGGUGGAUCGAAAUUGGUGCUGAACACUAUAAUUUUGAGCCCACCGAUGGCAUAUUAGGCCCCAGUACGGUGGCGGCAUUACUAGGCAUGUUCAUGGGUGCUCGAAAUCGUCUCCAUUGGUACGGGGCCCCGGUAUCAAAGGAUGUAUUUGACCUCGAAAACACUAAGCGUGGUAUCGGCCACUUCCAAAAAUCACAAAAGCUCGAGAAGACGAGACGGCUGGACCGUCAAACUCUUCUCAAGCUCUACACUGUGACUGCCAAGGCGGCUGCUGGAGAAAGUUGGGGUGUACAGAGGGCUGUGAAAUCAACGCUGACAGAAGUCGGAGGUAAAAGGGGGGAGCUUGUAAUGGGUAUGGUGUCAGGAAAAGACAAAGGAGGACUAGCUGAUAUUGAGACUCUCGACAUUGGCACUUUUGCUAGCUUAGCAUAUGGUGAACGGGCCAAAUGGCUCUGGCAUGGCAAGCCUCGGAGAAGCGUCGCUGAGCUACCACAUCACAGUCCAGAAUUGAGCAGCGCGGUACCUUGGAAAGAGGAGGAAGCAAAUCCAAACCCGAAACGAGUAUAUUCAGCGCCUGCUGAGAACGAACUGGAUGAGACUCUUGAUGUUUACUCGGGCCACCCACCUGGAUCCGCCGUUAGUGUCGCUGAUGGAUCAGGUGAUAAGGAGGCUUCACGAAAGAACAUUUUCAAAGGUGUCGCUGGAAAGAUGAAUGACGCUAGGUCUGGUUUUGGACGUAUCAAGGAUGUCGUUGGGGGAGGCUUACGUGGACACACCAGUCGACCUUCGGUUUCAACAAGAGAUGACUUUACAGAAUCGGGCCCCAGAAGCUCAAGCCAGUGGCUCACUCCAGGAACAACACAACCGCCAGCGCCGACGCAAGGAGUGGGCAGAGCCUUCACAUGGAACAACAAACCGCAGGAGUAUCUGGCCGCGAUGAAACGAGCAGAUGCGGAGGGGGGGCCUGGUUUCCCACAGCUUUCGCACUUUGCGUCCACCUCGACAGUUGACAUUAAGCAUCCGGCCUCGGCUCCCGUGGAAACUCAAAAGCGUGAGCAGGAUGGGGAGUUAUUUGAUAUUGGGGUCGAAGUGCGUAAGGAUGUAUUGUCCAAAGCACCCUCCGCCGUUGGAUCUCUUGUUGAUGAGCAUGACCUACAAGGGCCUGUUCUGGAUGCAGAACUCAACGAUGGUCUAUCCAAAAGGGGCCUCUCGCGACGACACAGUAUUCAGUUAUCACAGUGUCCGAACAUGACCGUUCUCAACGAAAAUCGCUGGCCACGACGAAUGUCAUUUGGCGAUGCUGAAGAGGCAGUAUUGGAGUGGGAACCGCUCAUCGACGUGGCAGAUGCAGCGGAUGGCCUUGCCAAUAUUGAAGCAUUCAAUGACCUAGCUCAGCAUUUUAAUCAGUGCUUGGAGGAAAUGAAACACCGCAUCGAGCCAUGGGUCAAAGAGAAGAUCAGUGCAGUUGAGGCUCUCGAUGAACGCUACGCGAAAGACAAGGAUGAAAUGCAUGCACUCUACUACCAGCUGAACGAGGCAUGCCAGCGCAUGCGUAUAACUUCUCAUGAACUCCUUGCUGAGGAGCGGUCUCACCUCUUGGAAGGCCUUAAGGAGGUUGAGGCGCUCGUGGCUCGUCUCGAUUAUGAAAUAAAUGCUCUGUUACAAAAGGUGGUCGAUGUGGAAGACGGUAUUGUUACUUUUGAGAGGCAAGUGGAGGACAUGGAGAAGAGAGCUGAGGCUUUGAAGGCCGAACUCGAAACCGAAGGGUGGCUUCACUGGAUGUUCAGAACUGUCACAGGAAUCGGGACGGGUCCAGAUAUCACAAGGUCGCCGUCUUAA